GUCGGCGCACGAUCUCUCGGCUUUGUGCGAGGAUCGUUCCCUCCGCGUAGGAUUGUCGCAACGCCUGUAUUCCUCUUCAUACGUCGGACAAUAAAGAUCGCUUGGAUUCCUCGAGCGUUCCUCGGUGACAGAUAACCUCACUGUUGCUGUCGUUUGCUGAACUAUCGCCAAUCGCACGCUGCGGUUUCACGGGCGUUUCAAUCACGACAGCUCCAGGCUGGAUCGGCCGCCGGACAUCUCCCGCUUGCGACAAUUUCGAGCAAUUUUAAGAGGAUGAUCGCUACUACGUGCUGAACAGCGAAACACGAGCGAAAUGGAAUUUGCAUAUUAGCGAGCAGUGUCGUGGGAGAAGCUCGCUCAGUGUUGGACGCAGCAACACUUUUCUCGAAGCGUUUCUCGGAGCAAGAAGUGUCGCGACGAUUACGAGCAGGCAGAUCGGGCGAUGCCAUGCGAUGGAACUGUUCGAUGAAGUCCGAAGCCCGCUGAUUCCGAGAUAACGAAAGUAUGGCAGCGGCGCAGGGCACACCGGAGUCGGAUACCGGGAGUUUCGAGUGUUUCCGAAACUACACGGCGCCGGAGGUGUUCGUGCAAGGCCUAGCUGGCAUUGUCGAUCAGCAGGAUGUGGAGUCCAUGAUACGCGCUCAGAAACAGAUGCUGCAGCGAUUCGAGAAGACCAACGAGAUGUUGACCAACUGCAAUCAGUUGUCGAUAAACAGGCUGAAAACGGCUGGUACCGAGUUCAAGAAGCACACUGCCCUCCUGGUCGAGAUGAAACGAGAUCUGGACUACAUAUUCAAGAGGAUCCGUUUGGUGAAGAACAAACUGAGCCAACAGUAUCCACAGGCGUUCAAUGAGGCGGUGAGGAGCAGCCUGGCGGAGGAAGUCAUCGUGGAGGACGUCGAUUGUCCGGUGAAGCCCCUCGAACCGGAGAUCGUGCCGUUGCCAGCAGCCGCCGCCGAUCGUGAUCCCGAUUCAGAUGCGCGUACGGGCGACAGAGCGGCGAGAGCUUUGUAAAAUCGGCGGAUGCUGCGGCCUCUCCCUCGCCGGAGGAGUGACUUCGUGCUAUUGACAUCCGCUUCUCGUGGUAUCGACAUCCCGGUACAUGCCCGCCCGCGCCGGGAGCACGAUCUCGCGUCACUUCCAGAGAGCGAGAGCGUGCGAGAGAGAAAGAGAGGGAUAGAAUUAGAGGGCCUGAGAGAGAGAGAGAAAAAGAAAGAGAGCGAGAGAGAAUGAGAGAGAGGGUGCAUACGGCGCAGUAGUCCGUCGGGGCGAUCGUCGGCUCUGCGUCGGUGUAAUUUUCGCACUCGCUGCAAAAUUACACCGUGCCGCGGCGUCGAUAAGUCGUAAAUUACGGGCACGUAGGUGGACGAUCGUGUAAAACGCGGCCGCGGUCGGCCCUGCGAUUGACGCCAUCACCGCGCCACCGAAACUUACGGCCAUACGUCGAAUAAAUCGGAAUUAGCGUUUAAUCACGUACGUCCGCUCGAUAUGCGCCCCGCCGUAAUUGGGUCUCGAAAUUUCCCGGUCGCGGAUUGCCGCGAACUCGCACGGACGAGAACUCGUCCUCGACGUUCUGCCCUUACGUAUACUUUCUUUCUCUUUCUCUCUCUCUCUUCACAGUAAUUUCGCCAUUGGGUAUAUCGCACUGCAUUCAACAACACUGCCCAUGGAGUCAAAAUAAAGCCAAAUAUUCUUUUAC
This is a messenger RNA of Ooceraea biroi (clonal raider ant), 1699 nucleotides long. RefSeq names its product kxDL motif-containing protein CG10681. The record is from RefSeq and is a predicted model, not a curated record. Lineage: Eukaryota; Metazoa; Arthropoda; Insecta; Hymenoptera; Formicidae. Gene Ontology annotation, cellular component: BORC complex. Gene Ontology annotation, biological process: lysosome localization.